GUCGCGGGGAGAACAAACUUGAAAGUAGGAAAAAUAACCCUGAACCUCUCUUUAGUCUUUAGUUGUCUGUUCCGCCGCCGAAAGCAACCGCAACAUAUCCCCCGGCGACGAAUAGAUUUUUUAUUCAAGGAACAUGGACACGGAAAAUGAUACAGAGAGGAAUUUAGAUGGAGAUAAUAAUGUGAGAAGAAGGAGCAGAAGGAAAUCUUUACCUGUGAGUGGAGCACGAGAACAUAAAGAGCAGUUACAGAAACUUCAGCAGAAGGACCCUGAAUUUUAUGAGUUCUUGAAAGAGCACGACAAGGAGUUGCUUCAAUUCAGUGAUGAUGAUAUUGAUGAAGAUGUGGAUACUGACAUGGAAGAUGGAGAUCUGCAGGUAGCUGAGGAGGCUGGUGAGGAUGAAAUUCAAGAAAAGGAACAAAAACCCUCUAAGAAAGUUAUUACCACUUCCAUAGUUGAUUUGUGGUGCAAAUCAAUUCAAGAAAAUGGAAGCCUAAGUGCAAUUCGUUCCCUAAUGAGAGCUUUUAAGACAGCAUGCCACUAUGGUGAUGAUGGGGGGAAUGAGUCUAUGACUAAGCUUAGUGUAAUGUCUAGCACAGUAUUCAACAAAAUAAUGUUGACUGUACUUAAUGAAAUGGAUGGAAUACUCAGAAAUUUGUUGAAGCUUCCUGCUUCUGGUGGAAAGAAAGAGACUAUAACAGAUUUAAUGACCACAAAGCAUUGGAAGAAUCAUGGCCAUUUAGUGAAGUCUUACCUUGGAAAUGCUCUCUAUGUUUUGAACCAAAUGACUGACACACAAAUGAUAUCAUUUACUUUAGGUCGGCUUAAAUAUUCUUCAUUGUUUUUGGCUGCUUUUCCUUCACUCCUAAGGAAAUACAUUAAGGUGGUCCUUCAUUUCUGGGGUACUGGUGGAGGUGCCCUUCCAGUUGUUUCGUUUCUGUUUCUGAGAGAUUUAUGUAUCCGAAUUGGAUCUGGCUGCGUAGAUGAAUGCUUCAGAGGGAUAUAUAAAGCCUAUGUUUUGAACUGCCACUUUGUAAAUGCAGUGAAACUUAAACAUAUCCGAUUUCUUGGCAAUUGCGUCAUUGAACUUCUUGCUGUGGAUCUUCCAACUGCAUAUCAACAUGCCUUCAUUUACAUCCGGCAACUGGCUAUGAUUUUAAGGGAGGCACUUAAUACGAAAACUAAGGAAGCUUUUCGCAAGGUUUAUGAGUGGAAAUUCAUGAACUGUCUUGAACUUUGGACUGGUGCUGUCUGUGCCUACGGUUCAGAAUCUGACUUAAAGCAACUUGCCUAUCCAUUGACCCAGAUAAUUUCUGGGGUAGCCCGUCUGGUUCCCACAGCUAGAUAUUUUCCCCUUAGGUUGAGAUGUAUCAGAAUGCUGAACCAGCUUGCAGCUUCUACCCAUUCUUUUAUACCAGUGUCUAUGCUCCUUUUGGACAUGCUGGAGAUGAAAGAGUUGAAUAGGCCCCCUACAGGAGGUGUUGGUAAAGCUGUUGACUUGCGUAGUACACUGAAGGUUAGCAAGAUGACCCUAAAGACACGAGCAUUUCAAGAGGCAUGUGUUUUUUCUGUGGUCGAAGAGCUUGCUGAACACUUGUCACAGUGGAGUUAUUCUAUUGCAUUCAUGGAGUUGUCUUUUAUUCCACUUGUGAGGUUGCGAAGCUUUUGCAAAAGGACCAAAGUGGAGAGGUUUCGGAAAGAAAUGAGGCAGCUUAUACGCCAGAUUGAGGCUAAUUCUGACUUUGUGAAUGGAAGGCGCAUGUCAGUUUCCUUUUUACCGAAUGAUCCUGCAGCAGCAUCUUUUCUUGAGGAUGAAAAGAAAGCAGCUUCUACUGCACUGUCAAAGUAUGUCAUAACACUCCACCAGAGAGCAGAGCAAAAGAACAACUCUUUAAUGGAAUCCAGUGUCCUUGUGGGAGAAGAGUCGUCUAUUUUUGGGAAUGAAAUAUCAGAAAGUGACGAAGACGAUGCUAAAAGGAAUGAGGAGGGUGCUGCUGUCUUUAGUUCAUCAUGGUUACCUGGAAAUGACUCUAAGGCAAAACAUCCUACAGAAACAAAAGGAAAGCGAAAAAAGAAGCAGAAAGAGAGAGUCAUUGAUGACGAUGUUGUGGAGGACUUGGUACUUAGUUCUGACGAAGAUUUGCCUUCAAGCGAAAGUCCUUCUGCUGGUAAAAAUUACGAGGUAGAUGAUUUACCACCAAAACAAAAACGCAAGCAGAAGCAUAGACCAAAAAGGUUGAAAAAACAAUAAAUCUCUCUUGGAGGGGAAACAGUGACAUGUCUAGUUAGUGACCUCUAUUCUGUAUUCAUACUUCUACGGGGAAAAUGACAGAAAAGUUUUGACAGUGUUAUCAUUCGUUUCCAUUUUACCUUCACAUUAUUUUGCAUUCUUGCUUUUGCAUAAGCUUAAUUGAACUGUUGGAAACUUCUCUAAUUAAUCUGCUAUUAAUCAACCAUGAAUUUGACAUG
This is a messenger RNA of Abrus precatorius (Indian licorice), 2469 nucleotides long. RefSeq names its product nucleolar complex protein 2 homolog. The record is from RefSeq and is a predicted model, not a curated record. Gene Ontology annotation, biological process: ribosomal large subunit biogenesis. NCBI's taxonomy places the organism in Eukaryota, Viridiplantae, Streptophyta, Magnoliopsida, Fabales, Fabaceae. Bases 134 to 2251 code for a protein of 705 amino acids. Gene Ontology annotation, cellular component: Noc1p-Noc2p complex; nucleoplasm; Noc2p-Noc3p complex. The transcript has 12 exons.